GCUCAAAUCAAAUAUCGGGUACAAUAGGAGAAAUGGAGGAAUCUCCAUUCUAGCAGUUAAUCUAGAUAUCCCCUAACUACUUGCAACUAUAUAAAAAGCUUGCAGGGCAAAGUUUGACAGAGUUGAAGUUAACAGGGUAGGACCACAACAUACUCGAGUCUUUCAAAAAGAAAAGGAAAAAUGAGAUUGAUCUUUUUCACUUUACUGGCCUCGCUAGCUUUGGUCAAAGGAGACAUAUUUGGAAUCAGCAAAAACAUUUUGGGCAACAUAUUAAAUACUGCAAACAAGCUUUUGGAAGGCUUUAAAGAUGAAAAGCUAUUGGAUUCUAUUUGCGGAAAAUAUGAAUGCCCAACAUACACUGUGAAGUUUAAAAAGCCAAAGUAUGAAUUGAGGUGCUAUGAAAAUGCCCAUUGGGUGUCAGUUAAAAGUGACCACAGUCUCUCAAGAGGUGCUACACUUUUUGGAGGUGGCAGAAAAAUGUUUAAACAGUUGUUUUCAUACAUUGAUGGAGCAAACAGCUUGGGUGCAAAAAUUAACAUGACGGUCCCAGUUCUGCAGCAAAUAAAGGAUGAUGGCACAUCCUUUAAAUUGAAAAUGAGUUUCUACAUUCCAAGAAAGUUUCAGACCAAGCCACCCAGCCCUACAAACCCAAAUGUGAUUGUAGAGUCAAACAAGUUUUGUGCAUAUGUUCACUCUUUUGGUGGCUAUACCAUACUGUAUUCUCAGGUAGAGAAACAUGUUGAAAUGCUUGUGAAAGCUCUCAAAGAAGAUGGAUUGCAGGACACAUAUCAAAGCGGAACAUACAUAUAUGCAGGUUACAACAAGCCUACUACAUUCUUCAGGAGACACAAUGAAGUCAUGCUUUUAAGAAAAUAAGACAUGAAUUGAAGUUGUUCCUUGAAAAAGUUAAUGAAACUGGAUUAUUUUUUAAAAAUACUUUUGUAAGAAUAUAGUAUGAACAGAAGUUUCACCUUUAAAAGUUAUAAAAGUUUUGUGAUUUAUUUUUUGUACA
This is a messenger RNA of Rhopilema esculentum, 1012 nucleotides long. Its product is annotated as heme-binding protein 1. The record is from RefSeq and is a predicted model, not a curated record. NCBI's taxonomy places the organism in Eukaryota, Metazoa, Cnidaria, Scyphozoa, Rhizostomeae, Rhizostomatidae.